This is a messenger RNA of Heterocephalus glaber (naked mole-rat), 1332 nucleotides long. The record is from RefSeq and is a predicted model, not a curated record. Lineage: Eukaryota; Metazoa; Chordata; Mammalia; Rodentia; Bathyergidae.
AUGAGCUGGUUCCAGCGCAUCACUGGCUCUGGGCUCCCUGCAGGCUGCGUGUGGGAGAAGCAUGGCAAAUCAGGCCGCAGGGCAGCAGGCAGCAGGACCACAGAGCCAGGGGCAGAAGAGGUGAUCGAGGCCUCAGAUAUUUUGCUAGAGGUGUUGGAUGCCAGAGAUCCUCUUGGUUGCAGGUGUCCUCAGGUAGAAGAGGUGAUUGUCCAGAGUGGACAUAAAAAGCUGAUACUCGUACUAAAUAAAUCAGAUCUGGUACCAGAGGAGAAUUUGGAGAAUUGGCUCAAUUAUUUGAUGAAAGAAUUGCCAACAGUGGUUUUCAAAGCCUUUACAAAUCCAAAGGAUAAAGGGAAGAUAACCAAGGUAAAGAAGAAAGCUGUUUCAUUCAAACGUAAAGUCUGCUUUGGCAAAGAGGGCCUUUUGAAACUUCUUGGAGGUUUUCAAGAGACUUUGGGCAAGCCUAUCCAGGUUGGAGUGAUUGGUUUCCCAAAUGUGGGGAAAAGCAUCAUCAUUAAUAGUUUAAAACAAGAACGAAUAUGUAAUGUUGCUAUAUCCACGGGGCUUACAAGGAGCAUGCAGGUUGUUCCCUUGGACAAACAGAUCACAAUCAUAGAUAGUCCGUGUUUUCUUGUGUCACCACUUAACUCCUCCACUGCACUUGUUCUGCAGAGUCCAGCAAGUAUUGAGGUAGUAAAGCCAUUGGAGGCUGCCAGUGCCAUCCUGUCCCAGGCUGAUGCUAGACUUCUAAAAUACAAUGUUCCAGACUAUAAGAAUUCUCUGGAAUUUUUUACUAAUCUUGUUCAAAGAAGAGGUCUGCACCAAAAAGGUGGAAGUCCAAAUGUUGAACGUACUGCCAAAUUGCUGUGGUCUGAGUGGACAGGUGCUUCAUUAGGUUACUACUGCCAACCCCCUACACUCUGGACUCCUCCACAUUUUAAUGAGAAUAUUGUGGCAGACCUGAAAAGGGGCUUUAAUCUGGAAGAACUGGAAAAGAAUAAUGCACACAACAUACAAGCCAUCCGGGGCCCUUCUUCAGCCAGUGGCAUACUUUUCUGGUCUUCCGGCCUGACAAAUGGAAUAAUGGAGGAAAAAGACAUAUCUGAAUUUCCAAAACUGAGGCAACAGGGGAAACAGGAGGAAAGAGAGGACAGUGAAGAUAAGGAAAGGAUCUCAGACAUGUCCCCUAUAGAAGAGACAAGUGAGGCACUGCCAGAGGAACCUAUAGCAGGUGAACCAUCUACAAGAUCUUCUAUUAUCUUGCAUGAAAAGACUAAAGAGGAUGAUGCUUAUGACUUCAGCACAGAUUAUGUGUAACAGAACCUUAUCCUU